CAGAGCAAGUUCGAAAUGAACGGCAAAGCCUUGUGCAUCCUCACCAAGGACGACUUCAGACACCGAGCUCCCAGCUCAGGGGAUGUGCUUUAUGAAAUACUCCAGUUCAUUAAGACUCAGAGAAGAGCUCUGGUGUGCAGCCCCUUGCUGAACUCACCCUUCAGGAAAGCCAGGAGCACAGAGGAAGACUGCAGGCUGCUCUGGGAGUACGUGUACCAGCUCCUGUCCGACCGCCGCUACGAGCCCUACAUCAGGUGGGAGGACAGGGAGGCCAAGGUGUUCCGUGUGGUCAACCCCAAUGGGCUCGCCCAGCUCUGGGGCAACCACAAGAACCGGAUGAACAUGACCUAUGAGAAGAUGUCACGAGCGCUCAGACACUACUACAAACUCAACAUCAUCAAAAAGGAGCCAGGGCAGAAGCUGUUGUUCAGGUUUUUGAAGACUCCUGGAGAGGUUGUCCAUGAGAAAUCCAGCAGACUGGAGCAGCUGGAGAAUGAGGACCAUGAGGAUUUGAAGGAAGACCAGGAGGUUUCCCCAUAG
Molecule: messenger RNA, 540 nt
Organism: Catharus ustulatus (Swainson's thrush)
Lineage: Eukaryota; Metazoa; Chordata; Aves; Passeriformes; Turdidae
Gene: ETV7
Product: ETS variant transcription factor 7
Exons: 5
Coding region: 16-540 (174 amino acids)
Biological process (GO): cell differentiation; regulation of transcription by RNA polymerase II
Cellular component (GO): nucleus
Molecular function (GO): DNA-binding transcription factor activity, RNA polymerase II-specific; sequence-specific DNA binding
Source: RefSeq, a predicted model, not a curated record